GAGGGCUCUUGAGACGUAAAGCAAGUCUUCUCGUCGGAAUGAGCUUUUUGUUUCGCAAACGUAUAUACCCCUUGCUCAGACUAACCAAAUCCUUAGUACUCUGGGUCUCUGGAGCCCCUCUGACUACAAGCUUUUCUCAAUCGUCCUCUGGUUAGGCAGACACAGUCGAAACCAUCUAGAUUCAGCGCCAUCACACUACUACACUCAAGACCAUGUCCUCAUCUUUCACGUACCCGCCUUCCAUAGCUUACCCCCCACCUCCACCAACUAAUAAUGCUCUGACUGCUGAGCAGCGAAGCCAUCUCAUACGGUCAUCUAAGAAACUUGAACGAGUCCUUGGUGAUACUCCACGUUUCGUUGACAGUGAAAAUAUUGAGGGUAUGUACCAAGCCACUCGGUUGAUCGAUACCAUGCUGAUAAUGCGCCUUUGUCUAGCCAUGAGCCCGCGGUCUCCACGCAGCUCUAUCAGCCGCUCGUCGGUAGAUUCACAACUCUCGAACUCAUCAUCUCAGUCACCGAGGGUUCCCUUGUCAUCGAAUCCCUUCGCAUCUCCUGAUGAAAUCAAAGCUGGGAAUUCAUGGCGCAAAUCCAAACGUCUGCCACCUCUUCUUAGACUAGCCAUAAACGGUACAUCCCGAUCCCCGACGACAUCGAAUCUCUCGACAAUUCCUGAAUCUCCUUC
Serpula lacrymans var. lacrymans S7.9 is the source of this 682-nucleotide messenger RNA. RefSeq lists its product as uncharacterized. The record is from RefSeq and is a predicted model, not a curated record. The transcript has a single exon. Lineage: Eukaryota; Fungi; Basidiomycota; Agaricomycetes; Boletales; Serpulaceae. The annotation marks the transcript as partial.